CGCCUGCGCCAGAACCGCUCCCUCGCUCCCGGAAGUGAAGGGUCUACACGGAGCGCCGCUGGGUCUGGGUGCCGGGAGGCUGCAGCGCUCGCGGAGCUUGUCCGUCCGGCCCCGACCACCAUGUCGGCCUUCGAUACCAACCCCUUCGCGGACCCAGUGGACGUAAACCCCUUCCAGGAUCCCUCUGUGACCCAGCUGACGAAUGCCCCGCAGGGUAGCCUGGCUGAAUUCAACCCCUUUUCAGAGACAAAUGCAGCAACAACAGUUCCAGUCACACAGCUCCCUGGGUCCUCAGGACCAGCAGUUCUCCAGCCCUCCGUGGAACCAGCCCAGCCAACCCCGCAGCUCCUGCUUAGACAGGCCAGCAAGUUCCUGCCUACCAGGUUCCUGGCAGUGAGUGAGCGCUCAGAGAGGCAGAUGCUGCUAGGAGGAGAUAGUAUUCUCAGAAACAGCUACAUGCGAAAGCUUUCGAAGGCCGUAGCCUCUGCAGCCCAGGCAGGCCUGCUUCGGCAGCAGGAAGAGCUGGACAGGAAAGCUGCUGAGCUUGACCGCAAGGAGCGGGAGCUGCAGAACACUGUGGCCAACUUACGUGUGCGAGAAAACAACUGGCCGCCGCUACCCUCCUGGUGCCCUGUCAAGCCCUGCUUCUACCAGGAUUUCUCCACAGAGAUCCCUGCUGACUACCAGCGGAUAUGCAAGAUGCUCUACUAUCUCUGGAUGUUGCAUUCACUGACUCUGUUUCUGAACCUGCUUGCCUGCUUGGCCUGGUUCACAGCCAACACUUCGAAGGGAGUGGAGUUUGGCCUCUCGAUCUUGUGGUUUCUGAUCUUCACCCCCUGUGCCUUCCUUUGUUGGUACCGACCCAUCUAUAAGGCCUUUAGGUCGGACAACUCUUUCAGCUUCUUCGUGUUCUUCUUUGUAUUUUUUUGUCAAAUAGGGGUCUACAUCAUCCAGAUGAUCGGCCUUCCCAAUCUGGGGAAUAGCGGUUGGAUCGCAGCCCUGUCCACAACGGAGAAAGACAACUUACCCGUGUCGAUCAUCAUGUUAGUGGUGGCUGGCUUCUUCACCCUCUGUGCCGUGCUUGCACUCGUCCUCCUGAAGCGGGUGCACUCCCUGUACCGCCGAACAGGGGCCAGCUUUCAGCAGGCCCAAGCAGAGUUUUCCCAGGGCAUCUUCAGCAGCAGGACUUUCCGCAGCGCUGCCUCUUCUGCUGCCCAAGGAGCCUUCCAGGAGAAUUAGCCCUCUCGGCUCUGUCCUCCUUCUGCCCCAGCUUUUUCUCUCACCUGCCUUCUGAGCUGCACUUUCCGUGGGUGCCUUAUAUGAUGGUUAUGCCCAGCACAGACCUGAAGAGGGUCUUGCCAUGGCUCUUCUUCCUUCCUCAGCAGCCAGCUCUCCCUUACACCUGAGGGGAAGUGAGGGAGGAAGGGACUUAUUUUUUACACAAGAGAAAAGAAAAGAAAAAAAAAAAAAACUGGCUUGCUUUCUCUACAGGUGGUUUGGUAGGGCUCUGUUAUCUCUUUGGAAGCAGUGGGACUAAAGCCCCCCCCCCCAACACCACGUGGGAUAACUGGCUGCCCUGGCCGACCUCAGCCCCGGAGUCUUAUUUCUUCCAGAGUCCUGCCUCUCCACUUUUCCCUCUACAGGCCUAGCCUGAACCUGGCUCCACAGACCCAGCCUGUGGCGUUCACAGUCCUGCUCUUCUUUACUGCCCAGGCUGGGUAGCCUCUGAAGGGUGCCAUUAUAGAAGAGCUGCAGGCUGGACAGGUGGUCAGCUCUGUUCCCUGGAUUGCUCUAGGAUGGUCUCUGGGCUUCCAGAGCCUCUAGCCUGGCUGUCCAGCCUCACCUCUGCCCCAUUUUUCUCACAGAUUCAUAGUCCUUUAGGCCCCUGGCACCCACCUGGUGUGGGCAACACUUUGUGCCCUAGAGUCCUCUGGAGCCCUCUCUGAGCCCUUCCUGCUUCAGACUUACUGAAUAUGCAAUGGAGUUGAGAUUUAGGGAGUGGGAACGGGAGGGAUAGAGGACAUUGACCCCAUGAUGUUCUGCCCAGGAGGGUGGGGUCUUACUGUCUUGGUGUGGUUUCUUUGGCCUUGUUUGCUUUGACUGCCUCUCCUCUGAGGGACAGCUGCCAUUUGCCUUAGCGUCAGAUUCUUCCCCCUCACCCACCACCAUCAGCAAUAUCCAGCUUGUGUGACCCUUGGGGAGGGCAGGGUGAAUCAGCCCAUAACUGCACCCUUUAGGCUGGACUGACAAGCCACCUUUCUGAACGCUGCAGACGAAUCCUCCGAGGUCCCCCCACACCUCCAGUAGAGUCUAGGUCAUCUUUUACUCAUUUUGGGGACUCCCCAAGAGGUGUGUCACUGUGAUGCGAGCCUGAGAGCCCACGGUUAGAAGCUGCAUGGUGUGUGGACUGAGGGGCUUCCCAAAAAGUUAGCCAGCCCCUGCUUCUGGGGCCCGGGGCCCACCCACCCCGAGGCAGCCCUAAGGCUCCUAGCCCACCCAGCUGCAGAGCCAUUGAAUGAUGAUGACAGUGACCAAGGUUUUGUAAACUCCUUUCUGGUAUUUUUUUCUCCAUGUACAUAAAAAUGUGUAUGUUUUAUCUCAAUUUUUUGUGCUUAAAUAAAAACAUUUUCAGACAAGACUGGUCUUAAUGU
Loxodonta africana (African savanna elephant) is the source of this 2651-nucleotide messenger RNA. RefSeq names its product secretory carrier membrane protein 2 (gene SCAMP2). The coding region runs from base 121 to 1239 and encodes 372 amino acids. Lineage: Eukaryota; Metazoa; Chordata; Mammalia; Proboscidea; Elephantidae. The transcript has 10 exons. Gene Ontology annotation, cellular component: trans-Golgi network membrane; recycling endosome membrane. The record is from RefSeq and is a predicted model, not a curated record. Gene Ontology annotation, biological process: protein transport.